AUGGACUCCAAUCCCCCAUUUAUAGAAUACCCUGCUGUAUCAAUGGAGGAGAUCGCACAAUCAUCCACCUUUGAUCCCUCACUGCCAGCGGAUCACCCUUUCGUGACUCGUGCCAUGCGAUUCCAAGCCCCCCUCUCUCAUCUCGAGUCAACCAACCCCCACGAGGCAUACCCCCAGGAGCCAUGGUGGAAAUCAGACCUUUCGCCCUCUUCGAUGGGACUGGUAUCCACCGACAUGCAACAAGGCAAUCAUCUCGCCCCGUGGUUCAGCACAUUAUCAACCGUCUCCGAUCCUCAAAGUCCCCGCAGUAGUAACAGCGGCAGCAUGCCGACAAUAAACUACUACUCGUCCCCGUUCCUACAGGACGAUAUCGUUAUCCCCACACUCGAUAUCGACUACAAUACAUACCCCAUGCCAGACAAUCUGAUCGAUGCGGAGCCAUCUCCAUGCUGGCCGAGCAGCCACUCAGACCGCAACCCUACCCCAGAGACCCGAUGGUCCUCCCCAUCACAUCAAGAGAGCAUCACCCUCACCCCACGACCAAAGGCACGAGCUAGUUCGACUUCGCGCGUUCGCAGGACUAUAGAAGCCCGCGCGGGGUCAGCUUCAGGCCGUCGCCGUCGCCGUCCCCUCUCCAGCGCAGCAAAUGAAGGCAUCGGUCCGCCUCGCACGUUCGUCUGUAGUUUUGCUCCGUACGGCUGCAAAAGCACCUUCGUCUCGAAAAACGAGUGGAAGCGUCACGUCACCUCACAACAUCUCCUACUCGGCUUCUACCGCUGCGACGUAGGCAGAUGCAAAGUCCGAACCCCCGUCUCAACCUCCAAAUCCCGCUGCGACUCUCCCCCGCCCGGCCAGCCAAACGACUUCAAUCGCAAAGAUCUCUUUACCCAACAUCAUCGUCGCAUGCACGCUCCCUGGCAACAACCUGCCCGUCGCCGUGUCCCGGCGGAUUCUGAACGCCAGAGCUUUGAAUCCAGCCUCGAGGCGGUCCGCAGACGCUGCUGGCAUCCCCUGCGUGAUCCGCCAAUCCAGAGCCACUGUGGGUUCUGUGGAGAGACUUUCAAGGGCAGUACCAGCUGGGACGUGCGGAUGGAGCAUGUCGGGCGCCAUUUCGAGCGCGAGGACACGGCCUGUCUUGGGAAUGAGAUUGAGGAUGUGGCAUUGCGAGAGUGGGGGCUGGCGGAAGGAAUCUUGACUAUUGUUGAUGGGCAGUGUCGUUUGACUUCACUGCUGGGAGCAGAGACUUGA
Penicillium paradoxum is the source of this 1248-nucleotide messenger RNA. Its product is annotated as putative C2H2 finger domain protein. The coding region runs from base 1 to 1248 and encodes 415 amino acids. The transcript has a single exon. Gene Ontology annotation, molecular function: DNA-binding transcription factor activity. The record is from RefSeq and is a predicted model, not a curated record. Lineage: Eukaryota; Fungi; Ascomycota; Eurotiomycetes; Eurotiales; Aspergillaceae.